CACCUAUAAUGCAUAUCUACUUGGGGUUAUUUUCCCAUAAAACUAAGCGUUGAAAAGUUUUGGUUUCUGAAAAAAUGAAAACAUAUAUUCUGUAAAGCUGUAGAUUUUAUUUGCAAAGAAAAAGACUUUAAAUAAAUUCGUGAUAAAAUAGAUUUUCCAACAACUUUUUUCUUCCUAUAUCACUUUAAAGCGUAAAGUAGAAUGGUCUACUUUUUUAUAGUAAGAUCACAUGGACCUUGACCCUUGAGAGAAGGUAUAUAUAGAGGUGUUGUGUCAUCGCAAAUACUCUUUAAAGUCUGUCUCUUCAGUUUUUUUUUUCUUAUACUUUUCUUUCAAAAGAAGGAAAAAAUAAAUAAAAGUGAUGAUCAUAACAGUUCUUCAUUCUCUUGUCUCGUUUUAUUUCAUCAUCAUCCCUACCCUCAUCUUCUUCCAUGGUAAUAUUCCAAUCCAUCAUAAUAUUUUACUACAAUUUAUAUCAAUAUUCACUAUCAUAAUUACAAAGUAUUGCAUGCAUUUGCCUUGUGUAGGAAGUAACGGUGCUACAAUAACUAUCGUAAACCGAUGCAGCUUCACUGUCUGGCCGGGUAUUUUACCCAACUCAGGAAGUGGGGACAUAGGAACCACCGGUUUCGAGCUAGCCUCUGGUGGUUCACGUUCGUUCCAAGCUCCAGCAAGCUGGUCUGGUCGGUUUUGGGGAAGAACCGGUUGUAGUUUCGACUCUCAAACAGGCCAAGGCACUUGCUUAACCGGUGACUGCGGUUCUAACCAAGUCGAGUGUAACGGCUCAGGAGCCAAACCGCCCGCUACACUAGCCGAGUUCACUAUCGGGUCAGGUCCAGAAGACCCGACCCGAAAACAAGACUUCUACGACGUGAGCCUUGUGGACGGAUACAACGUCCCUAUGGUAGUUGAAGCGAGUGGAGGGUCAGAAGGUAACUGCUUGACCACAGGAUGCGUAACGGAUCUAAACCAGAGAUGUCCAGCAGAGCUCCGGUUCGGAUCCGGGUCAGCAUGCAAAAGCGCGUGCGAGGCGUUUGGUAGUCCAGAGUAUUGUUGUAGUGGCGCGUACGCUUCACCAACCGAGUGUAAACCUUCCAUGUACUCGGAGAUAUUCAAAACAGCAUGUCCUAGAUCGUAUAGCUACGCGUUUGACGAUGCUACGAGUACGUUCACAUGCACUUCUGCAGAUUAUACCAUCACUCUUUGCCCUUACUUGCCUAGCCAAAAAUCUGCAGCUAAUGGGUGGAGAGAGGGCGGUGGAUCUGCAGGAAGCUCACAGUCUCCAUUAUCGACGUGGUUAUCGGAUGUAUUCAGUUCUGGCUCAUCAAAUCUUCAAUCUUCCAUAUAUUUAAUCAUAUUUUCUUGUAUUUUUCUUCUUCUUUUUCUUUGGCGAAUUUGAUUUAUGUUUGUGUUUCUUAUUUUCCGGGUGUAAAUUCUGCAUCCUGUUACAUUUAUAUGUUUCAUGAUUAUACAAACUAAUAACAUAUAACCACAUUGUUAAUUUAUAUUCUUGAAGGCACAGGCCCUACAAGAUAAUGAUAACCAUGUGCAAUGGAAACUAACCCUAAAAGUAAUUGAAAGGGUUCUCAAGAUGUGAGAUAUCCAACUAUUAUUCAUAGUUUGUUAUUCUUGAUGAGAACCCAUUUUAGAAAUUUGUAAUGAGAAUGCUCUAACUUCCAUCAUGGAUUCGAAGACAAAUCGGUUAUUACAGUUUCAGUUACAACGUAACAAAUAUGAGACGUGAGUGUUUUAGUCAGAAAGUUUGCGGAUGGCAUUUUGCUAUUGUUAUGCAAGUAUAGAGUUUGUUGUAGCCGUGUUGCUAUUUCAGUGAGAAAGUGGUUGCAAUAUCGAGAAAUACCGUCACAACUCAUUUAUAAAAAAAUACAACCAAGUGGAAGAACUUAUCUGAGAGAUUAGGAUUACACAUGGUUAUCAUUAUCUUUCAACUAAGUGGUACUACUCUUUUUGGUUUGGUGAUCCUAUUAGGAUUACAUUGAUGAUGGAGAGAUGACGGGAAAUACAAAACGUGGGAUGUAAAAAGAAAUGUAAAAAUAAAUAAAAAGAA
Messenger RNA from Brassica napus (rape), 2065 nucleotides. Its product is annotated as thaumatin-like protein 1. The transcript is spliced from 2 exons. Gene Ontology annotation, biological process: defense response. The record is from RefSeq and is a predicted model, not a curated record. Gene Ontology annotation, cellular component: extracellular region. Bases 362 to 1399 code for a protein of 345 amino acids. Lineage: Eukaryota; Viridiplantae; Streptophyta; Magnoliopsida; Brassicales; Brassicaceae.